GCCAUUAUAUUACAGGUAUCAGUGCCAGCUCUUUGAUGUGCUAAAUAUACAAGGAGGACAGCAGUUCUGGUUGCUUUCUGCUUGUGUCAAGCUUGCCGAAGAAAAGAAAAACGACACACGAGUCAUUGAUGAUUCCAUUGACUUAUUGCACAAGAUGCUAGAGUUGCUCCUCGGUGUAUAUCAGCCUCAGUUUGACCUCUUGAAGUUUGCCCUGAGCCCCGAGAGCAAUGCUUGCGAAGAUGGCUCUCUUGUCCACUGUCUUGCAUGCGCUCUUGUGUUAAUAGCAGUCCUGGAGAUUGUGUCUCCAGAGAAGCAAGAAGAGCUCUUUAGGCUCCUCAUUCACGUCCAGAGAACUCUAAGAGAGUUUGUGGAGAACCCAGAGACAAGGACAUCUCCAUUUGUACAGGCUGUCGUUGAUAGGAUUGAUAGAGUUAAUACUGUGGGGGACCUGUUCUCUCUGGUGCAGUUUAUACUCCAUUCGGCCCAUUUCUCUUGUCAUAUUGGUAAAAUGCAAGCAGCAAAGACAGGGAAUAUGGACUUUAAGGAAAUACAGACCAUACCACAGCAAGCGGCGAGUAUUGUAGUCAGACCCAAAGUAUUAACUCCACCACGACCUCCCCAGCCUCCUCCUUGUGUAGAAACUAAAGUGAAAGUGUCCCCACCCUCACAAAGCAGUCAUGCAAUGGCCCCAGUACAACAGGGUCCAGUGGUGAGCAGCAGUGGAGAGAAGGCAUCUCUACCAGGUGACUCUCAGCUACAGGAGCAGUGGAUGUUUAUCAAUCAGAGGCUGGACGAGUUAGAGCAGUAUGGCGGUCUCAUUCAGCAACAGCUCACCACUUUAAGACAAACCCCACCUCACCUGAUAAUAGACCCAGCAGUACACGAGCAGCAGCAAUACUUCCUGACACAGCAGUAUUAUCAGCUAGUAGGAGCACAGCAACAGUAUAAACUACAGCAAGAGAGCAUUCAACAGCAAUACCAGCAGUACCAGCUCUCAGUACUCAAUAAUGCAACACAGGCCAUGACAAGAGGAGGGGGACAACCUGUUUCCUCUAACGCUACCAUGACAUCCGGGCCUCAGAAUCAGACCGGUUUUAAUCCUGCAACCGCUUCUCAAGGACAACCCGUUGUCCCUCCAUAUGGUUCGACCGUACACAUGACAACACCUUAUUCUGGCUCCUCCCCUCAAAUUGGGCGUGUCCAUCAAGAGCAGGAAUAUGAGACUGACGCCAUCUUUGACGAAGAAGAAAUUGAAAAGAUCUUGGGUUCCCUAAUGUCUGGAGACCCUGUACAGAGAGAUAAGGUCCCCCCACCUCAGGGUUUCCAUACAAUAGAUGAUGACUUUAGACUAUCAGUGGGUGCUGACCCUGAACUAGUUGAUACUAAAUACUGUCAGGUCUGUGGGGUCUCCUUCCUAAAACAACCUUUUAUGGAUGAGUUUGAUAUUGAUGAAGAAACUGGGAGCCAAGCAUCUUCUAAGCUAUACAGGGACCACAUUAGGGCACAGUCGCAUAUUGAGAACUUGCAGGCCUACAAGAGAUUCACUGCAGUCAAGAGUGGCCCCUAUUCUCUCCUCCGCUCAAAGCUUGAAGAGGCACUGGUGAGAGGUCGUAAGCUCAUAACAGCAGCUGAAGUUGAUGCAUUAGUUCUCCAAGUGACCUCAGACUUACGUGAGCUUGAUGAACAGCUAGAGGAGUCUACCAAUUCUUAUAAUUGGAAGGAAGCUCACGGGAGAUUGGUCUCUUCUCUUGAUUUGCUUCAAUCUCUUGCCCUGAGGCUCACUAGGACUUGUGAAACUGUGGCUUAUGUUAAUGAGCGGCUCCCUCGUCGUGAUGGGCGUGGUCAAGGCCUGUCAAUGGGUGGAGCAAGAGAACGGGAACAUAAAGGAGGAGGAGGAGUUGGAGGAUAUGUUGAUCUUGAUGAUUUUGAUAUCGCUGAUGAUUUUGAGUUAGCUCACGAGAAGUUUGUAAAGACAAAACAAAGGAAGGCACGCAUUUGAAACUGUUUUAAGUACAUAUUGAAAACAAAAUAAUUAUGUUGUAACUAACUAUAACUUUGCUAUUUUGUAUUUACCUUGUAGCUUUAACAUUAUUAUUACUAUUAUGAUUAAUGAUUAUUUUUUUGGUUAGUCAUUUGUGAUGUUAGUUUUCUAACAUGAAGUAGAGAGUUUAAUAAUAA
This is a messenger RNA of Amphimedon queenslandica, 2178 nucleotides long. RefSeq lists its product as uncharacterized. The transcript is spliced from 2 exons. The coding region runs from base 155 to 1999 and encodes 614 amino acids. The record is from RefSeq and is a predicted model, not a curated record. NCBI's taxonomy places the organism in Eukaryota, Metazoa, Porifera, Demospongiae, Haplosclerida, Niphatidae.